AAAUGAAUGGCAGUGUUGUUAUGACAACGACUGACAAUCUCUUAUGAAAUGCUGUUUCAAGUGAUGGUCAGUGCGUGAGAUGACUGACCACUGCAUCACUGCAUCACUGGUGCCAUGAAAUGAGACCAUAUGAUGGCAAAGACAUACCUGUCAUUCAGUGGUGACAUCCACUAUCACGAUCACCUGCACACCACACACCACGUGCUGAGCACACUGUUGGACCAACUCGUGAGUCCAUCACCUGAAGUGUUGGACACGAAGAUUGUGGUGGGCUUUGACUGCGAGUGGAGGGCCAGACCCACCCCAUCGAAAGUGUGUUUAAUUCAGUUGUGUAUCGAUUCAAAUGAAUGCCAUUUAUUCCACAUAUCGGCCAUGAAUUACACGAUUCCUCCACUUCUUGUGCCACUACUGCUAAAUGACAAGUGUCUCAAAGUUGGUCUCAAUAUUGAGAACGACUUCUGGAAACUUCAGAGGGAUUACAAUCUGCCUUUGGAUUCAUUACUCGUCUCUAAUAACAAGUCUGUAAUCGAUCUAAAAGUGAUGGCCAACCAGUUGUUGGGUUUGAGUGGGAACUGGAGUCUGAGUGGACUCUGUGAGCACCUGUUGGGUCAGUCCAUCCGUAAGGAGCAAAGACUCACCGAUUGGUCACAAAAGCCAUUGACUCGUCAACAGCGAGACUAUGCGGCCGUCGAUGCCUUCGCUUCUUAUGAGCUGUACUUCGAGAUUAAGGCCAAUGCUGUGGAUGGUGUCUAACACCACACCACCCCUUAGACCAGUUGACACUUGAAUGACCAUACAUUCAGUUAUAUACCAUACAAUACUUUAUAUACAUUUUAUACACCAUUUGUUCAUUUAUUGCACUUUCAAGCCAUUUGUAACGUAAAGCAACAAAUGACUACAAUAUUAAAUAUAAAGAUACAGGU
Messenger RNA from Oppiella nova, 923 nucleotides. NCBI's taxonomy places the organism in Eukaryota, Metazoa, Arthropoda, Arachnida, Sarcoptiformes, Oppiidae. The record is from the annotation of a GenBank genome assembly.